This is a messenger RNA of Ctenocephalides felis (cat flea), 318 nucleotides long. Its product is annotated as cAMP-dependent protein kinase catalytic subunit-like. The record is from RefSeq and is a predicted model, not a curated record. Bases 4 to 318 code for a protein of 104 amino acids. The transcript has 2 exons. Lineage: Eukaryota; Metazoa; Arthropoda; Insecta; Siphonaptera; Pulicidae.
ACGAUGGGUGGACCUGCACCUCCGUAUCCAAGGGGCGGUCAACCUGGAUCUCAAAAUCAAGUACCACAAUUUCCUCAGCAAAUGAAUCCCCAGCAAAGCCAAAGGAUGCGCCAGCAGAUGUUAGCCCUGCAGCAGCAGCAGCAGCAGCAGGCCCAGCAGCAAGUCCAGCAGCAGGCGAUGACCAACACUCAGCAGCAGGGAAGUCCUGCUCUGGUUGCACAGCUGCAAAGACAGCUGAAUCAGCCGCAGCAGGCAAUGAUGAACAGUAUUCGCAUCAGCCGCCUCCGUAUUAAAGAAACCGGUAAAAAAACAGUUUGA